UCGGUUUCCCGGCAGCCCCCGCGGGUUAAGAUGGCGGCGGGGAGCGGCCCCGGUGCUCGGGAGCUCUUUGCUGAGGGGCUGCUGCAGUUCCUGCGCCCCGCCGUGCGACAGCUCGACCGACACGUCCACAGCGUCAGGGAGAGCCAGGUGGAGCUGCGGGAGCACAUCGACAGCCUGGCCACAGAGCUGUGCCGCAUCAAUGAGGACCAGAAGGUGGCUCUGGACCUCGACCCCUACGUGAAGAAGCUGCUGAACGCCCGGCGCCGCGUGGUGCUGGUCAACAACAUCCUCCAGAACGCCCAGGAGAGGCUGAGGAGGCUGAACCACAGCGUGGCCAAGGAGACGGUGAGGAGGAGAGCAAUGCUGGAGGCUGGGGCCUACCAGGCCAAGUGACCAAAUGAGCAUCCAGGUGACCAUCCAGGUGACCAACAGGGCAUGAUGAUGGAGCAGGAAUUGCUGGAAUUGAGGGGCUGUCCCCCCAUCACCUGCACAUGAGGGAUUUGGGACGCUCCGAGCCGCGAUCCCACAUUUGGGGGCGCUGGAAUAAAAGUGACUGAGA
Messenger RNA from Melospiza georgiana, 559 nucleotides. RefSeq names its product SNAP associated protein (gene SNAPIN). Gene Ontology annotation, molecular function: SNARE binding. Gene Ontology annotation, cellular component: synaptic vesicle; BORC complex; BLOC-1 complex. Gene Ontology annotation, biological process: lysosome localization; synaptic vesicle exocytosis; regulation of synaptic vesicle exocytosis. Lineage: Eukaryota; Metazoa; Chordata; Aves; Passeriformes; Passerellidae. The record is from RefSeq and is a predicted model, not a curated record. The transcript has 4 exons. The coding region runs from base 31 to 393 and encodes 120 amino acids.